Molecule: messenger RNA, 781 nt
Organism: Metschnikowia bicuspidata var. bicuspidata NRRL YB-4993
Lineage: Eukaryota; Fungi; Ascomycota; Pichiomycetes; Serinales; Metschnikowiaceae
Product: protein-arginine N-methyltransferase
Exons: 1
Coding region: 112-732 (206 amino acids)
Biological process (GO): peptidyl-arginine methylation
Molecular function (GO): protein-arginine omega-N monomethyltransferase activity
Source: RefSeq, a predicted model, not a curated record
UCGAUUCACUAUACCUGUCAAGGUCACGUGAGUACAUGCACUGUAGUAAACCUAACGCGAUUGCGGAGAUGAGAUGAAUGAGCCCCAAGACAAACUAUUGAAAUAAACGCAAUGAAAUACGUCAUUGAGCACAUGGAAGAAGGCUUUUCCGAAUGGGUUAUUCUUGAGUACUCUCAAAUCAUAAGGGAUGUUGGAAAAGAAAACUUAAUAUUGACGUCUCUCCCCAAGGAAACGACCGAGAAAGACAUUCCAGACAGACUUCUUUCAUUAGGCUUGCAAUGGACCACCGAUGAGUGUGUUACCCUCGAUGGGGGAUUGAAAUCUGAUCGUGUGUGCUUGCUUGACCCAGCUGCGACAGAGGACUUGUUACCGGAAGACGCAUCUCGGUUUGAUUACUUUGUCUUCGGGGGUAUCUUGGGUUCUCAUCCUCGCAUUGACCGGACCGGAAUUUUGAGAAAGAAAUAUGGGUUUGCAGGUAGAAGAUUGGGUGCUUUGCAAAUGUCAACUGAUACGGCGAUCAGGACAACUCAACUCAUUAUUGAGAAGCAGCAAAAAUUUGAGGACAUUAAGUUCAUUGACUACCCAGAAAUCAGAUACAACAAAUACGAGUCCACUGAGAUGCCUUUUAGAUAUGUCUUGGACUCGGAGGGAAUUCCAAUUUUGCCCGAAGGUAUGUUGAAGUUGAUCGAGAAAGAUGCUGACCAAAGUAUAGAUGAUUUGUUGAUUGAGUAGAGCUCAUAACCGAUUUCUUCACCUGACCUUGCCUUAAGAAAUAAACAAG